AUGGAGCCGCUUUUUAAUUUGGACGAUUACGGCAAGCUGAGCCGUGAGCCCCCACCCGGCAGUUGCUGGAUGGAGUUCGCUACCGCUGAUACUAAAUUUUCAGAAAAGCGGAUUUCGUGGGCGGGAGAAAACUCAAACAACACGCAAGAUACUACAACAUACAUCAAUAGUGAAUCAACAACUAACAAUAGUGAAUCAGAAUCAUCAAAUCAUCAUUCAUCUCGCCCACCGAAACCGAGUAAAUCAAAAAGACUAGAUGAUUCCAUCGCCAACGAAGUUUUGGUUUCGGUGCGAGACCAUUUUAAGCGUCCACGAACAGAGGACCGCUGCGAUCUUAUCGGGAAAAAUGUGGCCAUUAAACUGAGGGCGUUAGAUGCCAAACAAAUACUAGUAGCCGAAAAACUUAUAAAUGAUUUAUUAUUCGAAGCAGAAAUCGGACAUCUGACUCCCGAUCAUGCCUAUAUAAGCAUGCGAGAUGUUUUGAAACAAAAUAAUCAACGAAACUAUGUUCAUGGGACGUAUACUCCUGUAAGCUUUGUUGCUUCAGGAAAUCCUAGCCCACCUUGCCUUCCUGUUCCCAGUCAACAUUCCGAGCAAUUAUUACCAACUAGUCGUCUACUCAACAGUCAUCAUGUCAUCCCCUACUCACAAAUGCAAACACCUACACUUUCAAGAAAUCAACCCGGUGAAACAGAAGUACUGGUAUCGAUUCCAGAUUCUGCAGCAUCAUUCGUUACAACCUUUAAUGCUGAUACAUGA
Messenger RNA from Acanthoscelides obtectus, 759 nucleotides. The record is from the annotation of a GenBank genome assembly. Lineage: Eukaryota; Metazoa; Arthropoda; Insecta; Coleoptera; Chrysomelidae.